Messenger RNA from Diversispora eburnea, 383 nucleotides. NCBI's taxonomy places the organism in Eukaryota, Fungi, Glomeromycota, Glomeromycetes, Diversisporales, Diversisporaceae. The record is from the annotation of a GenBank genome assembly.
AAGGUUCUCAAAAAUUCAAUGAUUUGGAUGAAAAAUUCAAGAAAGUUUACUUUUCAACGGGCUCAUCAAUUAAGCUUGGUUGGUUAGUGAAUCCAGAAGACAAGGAAAUAUAUAUUUACAGACAGAUGGCUGAUGGGGUUAUUUAUCGAACUUCACAUGGCUGGAAUAAUGUAAAUGGUGGCAGUGUUUUGCCAGGAUUCACUCUUAAAGUAAAGAAAAUUGAUGAUACAAUUUCACAGGAAUCCUCAGAAUCAUCAUCCUCACCAUCAGAAGAAGAAUUGCAAAUUAGUUGUGCUGUUUGUGAAAUAAUUUUCACUGAUCAUUAUACAUAUAUGGAACACUAUGAAGAUGCUCAUGCUCGUAGAUGGCACAAAAAAGAGUAA